UGCAACAACAUUUGGCCCUCUAGUCGAUAACAACGACCAUGGAGGUCUGGAGCGACGAGCCUAAAAAAAAUAAAACAACAACAACGCGACCGCGCAACGACCGACUGGAGGCCGAGUCGAAAGUCGGGCCCAACAGCGAGAAGAUCAAGUCGGACGUGUUUCACACGCUCGCGCCGAUCUACCACAUGAGCAAGAUCUUUGGCCUAUUGCCGGUCAAGUUUACCAAAGACAGCGGGGGGAGGUACAGGGGCCGUCUCCAGGGCUCCCAAAUCAUCUACGGAAUAGUCGUUCUGCUCGGGUACAUGGGAGCCCAGUGCUACGGGCUCUAUCGGGACCUGAGAAACGGCUGGCAGAACAGUACGAGGCUGUCCUCGGAGACGGCCAUCACGGUCACCUGCAGCGACGUCCUGGCGGUCAUCAGCGUCGUCACCUCGGCCAUUAUCGGCUCCUCCUUUCGCUGGCGUCACCUCCAGGCCGCUCUCAACAUGAUUGUCGAUGUCGACGAGAAGCUGGGGAUCAUGACCUCGAAGAAUCUGCGGAGAGGUUCGAUCAUCGUGAUAUCGUGUACCUUUGUUUACCUCGUGACCAUAUCAUUGCUCGACUACAUAUCUUGGAGCUACUCCUUCGACAAGAAAAACGUCCAGGUGUACGACGACAAGGGCCCCAUCAAUUACAGCCCGAUUUAUUUCAUGUACAUCGUCAUCAUGACCUUCGAGAUGCAGUACGCGCUGGUGCUCUUCAACGUCGGCGAGCGUUUUCUCAAGCUCAACAAGACCAUCGAGAAUCUCACCAAGACCAAUCUCAUCAUCGAGUACUUUCGCAAGGACAUGGGACUGACUGCUCCCUCGGAUCCUCGGAAAAAUUUGUUCCAAGCUAUUUCGUUCGUCUCCUCCGAUAUCGGACACUCGCGACUGCGUCGAACGAACAAGGUCUCGGAUUUCAUCGUAUCUAGCGAAGGAAACGGAGGCACGUCGGAGGCUAUCGAUCAGCUGAUAACUCUGCACGGGACGCUCUGCGACUGUAUAAUACGCAUCAACAAAGCGUACGGUGGAACCAUACUCAUCGGCACCAUCAGUUGCUUGAUACACCUGAUAAUAACACCGUACUUCUUGUACAACGAGAUCUACCUCGACAACAGCAGCAACUGGUACGUCCUCGCCCUCCAAGUUUUUUGGAUCAUUUUUCACGUCUACCGAUUACUGCUGUUCGUCCAGCCCUGCUACAUGGUCUCGGUCAAGGCCAAAAUCACCGGUGCUCUAGUGAGCCAAGCGCUAGCUCAAAAUUGGGAUCCCAAAGCAAAGAAACAAUUGGAAAUUUUCUCGCUGCAGCUGUUACACAGACCGGUCGAGUUCACUGCGUGCGGACUUUUCUUCCUGGACAGAGGCCUCGUCACAUCGAUAGUCGGCGCAGUCACCACGUACCUUGUCAUCUUGGUACAGUUUCAAAAUGCCGAUGAUACCAAGGGAACGAAGCAUUUAUUGCAAAACGCCACGGAGCUGCUCAAAAAUGCCUCAAGCUUUAAAAAUAUCAGCGUGUUUAAAAACACUUCCUAAUACAUCAAUCAAUCGAGCAGAAAACGUAUUGCUACGUCAAAGAUGCGCACGUGCAAUCGCUAUCUGAGAACCAUAAAUACGCGAUUAACGUCUAAAGACAGUAAAGAACGCGAAAAUACUUUUACUUUUUU
Messenger RNA from Copidosoma floridanum, 1684 nucleotides. Its product is annotated as gustatory receptor for sugar taste 43a. The record is from RefSeq and is a predicted model, not a curated record. NCBI's taxonomy places the organism in Eukaryota, Metazoa, Arthropoda, Insecta, Hymenoptera, Encyrtidae. Gene Ontology annotation, cellular component: neuronal cell body; dendrite; axon. Gene Ontology annotation, biological process: male courtship behavior; sensory perception of taste; chemosensory behavior.